Melampsora larici-populina 98AG31 is the source of this 1179-nucleotide messenger RNA. RefSeq lists its product as uncharacterized. Lineage: Eukaryota; Fungi; Basidiomycota; Pucciniomycetes; Pucciniales; Melampsoraceae. Bases 1 to 1179 code for a protein of 392 amino acids. The transcript has 2 exons. The record is from RefSeq and is a predicted model, not a curated record.
AUGGGCAUCCCAAGGAAAGCAAGGGGCUCUUCAGCAUUUCAAAGCGCUGGUACAGCAAAACUUCCUGAUCCUCCCACCGACGACGAACGCCACGAUUGGCUGACUCGAAGACAGGUCCGAGAACAAUUUAUUCGGAAUGCACAGGAUAAAGCUUUAAAAAAAUACAUUUUGAAAAAACCCAUGGGUUUCAAACCAAACCACAAACAAAAGAAAAUGGUCGAAAAGGACGCCGCCGAAAUGGCAACUUUGUCGAAUCCGAUGCAGCCGGUGGUCUUCAAGUCUCGCAUAUUGUCUAACAGUCGAAGUAAAUACCCUCAUCAUUUCGCAACUCAAUGUGAGGCAAGCUUAGCAAUGGCCGGUUUCCCAAGAUGUAUGUUUGACUGGGAAGCUUCUUACGAUACACCUUGGAACUCCGCAACGGCUACUAUCAUAUUAUCGCAUUGGCUUAAGGCCUACGAAGCAAAUGGUGCGAGAGAGUUUGGAAUUCUUACGAAGGACAAUACUGCUCCGAAUUGUGAAGAAGUACUUCGACGCUGGUGUGGAAACAAGGCUACAAAAUUCAGAGAACAAUCUCGGAAUGUGGAGUUGAUGAAGACACCCGAGGGUCAAAAGAAACUGAACGAUAACAUAUUAAUAGCACAAAGUAUCACAAACAAAAGACGUCAGAAAGACAAGAUUUACCAAGCAAGGAGGGCCACAGGUGUCAGGUUGUUCGGCGAAAAUUCAGCAGAGGUGCAAAUGUUGUCUCACGAAGAAAUACAUUCUGAUGAUGAACUGGUCGUAUCUAAUACAAGCGGCUCUCGUCAAAAGUUACGCCUCGAAUGGCGCAGCGCAGCAUUGGAUACUCUCAUCAACCUGCUGGACCAAGCCCAUUGGAAGCGCAAGAGGAUCCCGAAAGACAUUAGACAGGCAAAACAGCUGGUUGAAAGAGGGGUAUACGCGCCUGAAGCUGAUAAAGAUCGGUACCCACCAAAGGGGUUCCAAUUGUCUCUGGUUUCUCCUGUCUGGUAUGAUCAACAAGAGGGUUUGUUGUUGGAAGAAUUGGCUUUGAAUGAAGAAAACCCCGUCCACAUCGCCAAUGCUAUCCAAGGAGUGAUGCAAAGUUUCAGAUCUCGUGCCAGUAUGGCUGCUGAAGAGGCAGCGGGGAGUAGUUCGGGAGUGAUGGCAACCCAAUUGUGA